CUCCGUCCCCAACCCCACCACCCCCACCCACCAACCCACCAAGCGACGCGACGCGACGCCCCUCUAACCUCCCUCGCUUCCGCUCCACGCCGCCCGCCUGCCUGCCCGCGCAAUCCCGUGCGGCCCGCGAUCCCGCCCCACGGCGGUCCAGAUCUGGUGGCGCCUCGCCGCUCGCUCGCGCGCGCGCUCACGGGGGUGAAGCGCAGGCCGCCGCCCGGUCCGGCCGGUCGAUGGUGUCGGCCGCGGCGCAGGCGGGCGUGGUCGCGGCGUGCGUCGUGCUGUUCGUGCCCAUGGGGCUGGCGGGGUGGCACCUCAGCCGGAACAAGGUGCUCUUCUUCUCCGGCGCGCUCUUCGUCUCGCUCGCCGUCGGGGUCCACCUCUCCCCCUACCUCCCCUCUGUGCCCCACCUCCUCGCCGCCUCCUUCUUCCUCCCCGGCCCCGGCGCCGCGUCCUCCGCAGCCGACUCCUCCGGGUCCUCCUGCGUCCCGUUCCUGCACCGCGUGUCGUGGUCUGACGCCGCCUCCGCCGCCGCCAAAGGCUUGGGAGGUGGGGCCGCGCGGACGUGGUCGUGGCCGCCCUCGCUGGCGUCCGCCUGCGGGUUCGCGCGGCUGUCGCGCGACGACGCGUCGCUGCUGCUCAACGGGUCCUGGGUGAUGGUGGCCGGGGACUCGCAGGCGCGGCUGCUCGUGCUCGCGCUGCUGCGCCUCCUGCUCGACCCGGCCGCGGCGGCGGCGGCCGAACCGGAGCUAUUCCGCCGCCACAGCGACUACCGCGCCGCGGUGCCGGCUCGGGGCAUCUCCGUGGACUUCGUCUGGGCGCCCUUCGAGAGCAACCUCACGCGGCUGCUCCGCGAGGAUCUGCGCCUCGCGCCGCGCGUCCCCGAUGUGCUAGUCCUCGGAUCUGGGCUCUGGCACAUGCUUCACGUCACGGACGCCGCGAGCUACGGCGAUGCACUGGCGUCCGUAGCCGGUGCCGCAAAGUCGCUGCGCUCGCCGCUACCAGUACCACCACCGCAUAUGUUCUGGCUCGGCCUGCCACACCUAGUGAACCACAUGCUCAACACAGACGCCAAGAGGGCACACAUGAACGGCACCAUGCUGCGCGCCUAUGACCUCGAGGUCGAUCAGAGGGGCCUCGUUCGUGGUGAUGGCGGCCCAUUCCUACUGCUUGAUGUGGGGAAGCUCACACAGGGGUGUGGGCAGCAAUGCACGGCCGAUGGAAUGCAUUAUGAUGGCGAGGUGUAUGACGCCGUGUUGCAUAUCAUGCUCAAUGCAUUGGUGAUUGAGUCACAACAAAGGAUUUGAGUGGGUGGGGGUUCUUGACCAGGUUUGUCCCCACCCCCUGUUCUUUUGGUCCGUAACAGUACACGGGUAACUAAAUUGUUGUGAACUAGGAAGGUUCUUUGAUUCCUUCAAUGUUUGGGUUGCUUGCCAGAAGUCACCCUUGGAUUGCUCAACCGUAGAUUGUAAAAUAGGAACAUCUUAGAACCACACUGUUAUUUGCUGAAUGGCAAACCGAGCUGGUUGUACUGUAUACUUUUUGUUGAGAAAUAACUAAGACGGUGAUUCUGACAUGUA
Molecule: messenger RNA, 1577 nt
Organism: Panicum virgatum (switchgrass)
Lineage: Eukaryota; Viridiplantae; Streptophyta; Magnoliopsida; Poales; Poaceae
Exons: 1
Coding region: 231-1304 (357 amino acids)
Biological process (GO): carbohydrate metabolic process
Cellular component (GO): Golgi apparatus
Molecular function (GO): acetyltransferase activity
Source: RefSeq, a predicted model, not a curated record